Messenger RNA from Osmia bicornis bicornis, 4412 nucleotides. RefSeq names its product trafficking kinesin-binding protein milt (gene milt). The transcript has 11 exons. The record is from RefSeq and is a predicted model, not a curated record. Bases 481 to 3804 code for a protein of 1107 amino acids. Lineage: Eukaryota; Metazoa; Arthropoda; Insecta; Hymenoptera; Megachilidae.
GUACUUUAGUCGCCGCUCGUCCUCCACAUCGGAAGGAUGUUCUGCGUCUCUGGCGAUAUAACAUGAAAGAACUUGCCUAAUCUUAUGUUACAAAGCAACUAACGUACAUUUUUGGAAUGGUAUCCAUUGAAGAAGUGAGUGUUUUUGUUGUGUGAAAUAACAUUUCUGCAAAGCGGUGUAAAGUGAAUCGUCGCAGUAGUGUACUUUUCUGUUACAUGUUAUUCAUACCGCGUAUUGAGAAUUUAAAUAUGAAAUUCUUAUGUGUCAUCGGGAACGUUUCGAAUUUUGUCAAUAUGCAGUGAACAUUAACUAUGUGAAUGAAAGGGGAACGAGGAGAAACAGAAACGUUUUAAGGAAAAGGCAGAAGAUCAGCCAUUAACAUUUAAAAAUUUCUUCGUUGUUUAAAAAAUAAAAAUACAAAUAAAAAAAAGAAGAUAAAAAAUCUCGAUCUACUUAAGAUCGAGAAUCGAUUAUGGCGACAUGAGCAACGAUCGCAACUCUGAAAAAUCUGAUUCAGAAUUUAACGAAAGAGAGAGGAAGAAUUUUCAAAAUGUCUCACGGGAAGCGAGUAAAAGUAACUCGGAAGAGCGUGCCGGAGGAAGUGGCGUUGAGUCAGAAAAAAAUUCCCAGAGAACGUUGGAGGAUUCCCAGGAAGAUUCAUCUUGGAAGAGAAUCGAACGUUCUCAGGAUAAUUCUGCUUCAGGAACGAGCGAAAGUCUUUUAAAGCGUGUCGUUACCGAACAAGAAAGUGGCAGAGAUGUUACCGACUAUUAUAAUCCGCAAACUUCCUGGACGUACACAUCUGGGACUUGCGAUAAUUUAUUGAAAAAUUUGAAUAGGAAGUAUCUUUGGAAAUCGGAAAGGAAAGAUCCGAAGGUUUUACGGAAAAUGAACGAACGUUCCUGUGGAAGUGAUCAAGGAGGUUCCGGCGAACUAGACACUUCCGGGAAGUUAAAAAAUCACGAUAGUCCUCCACGGGUGCCAACGUUUAAUAGCUUGGCUUUGGAUGUAUCGUAUGCCGGCCUAGACACUUCCGGUUUCCUCGAUCUUGAAUCCUCGAGAAAGUCUCACGACGAUGAUCCGCCGGAAGUGUGGGAAGAUUUCAGCGUCGUCGAAUGUUUGGAUAGAAAAUUAUUGAACGAUGAAAGCACGCCGGAAGAAAGGGUGGAAGCUUUGAAAGAGAUUUUGGCGGACACUGAUAUUCACGAAGGGGAUGGAAUCGUUUCGGAUUUUUUGUUUCACGUUGCCAAAACGAAACACGGGAAGAUAUAUAUCAGGGUUAUUAGAACGAUGCUUAUCAACCGAGUUUUAUGUAGCAGUCGGGUGAGCCAAAUGACCAAGACCUAUAAUGACAUAGAAGCAGUUACAAGGCUUCUAGAGGAGAAAGAGAAGGACUUGGAGCUGACUGCACGUAUCGGUAAAGAACUUUUAUCGCACAACCAGAAACUUGAAACCACGGUCACCAGUUUAGAGUCCGAGUUAAAGGAAGCCAAUGAAAGAAUCACUCAACUCACGCAUGAACUUUCAAAGAAGACAGAACUAAUUCAAAUACUUACCAAUGAUGCAGAAGAAACAAGCUCCGAAGCCAGCACGCCCACCGGAAUACGUGGCAUUAAUUUGGACAUGAUGCAGAAAAAGAUCAGUUCCCUCGAAGAUGAAAACAAACAAUUGAGAACUGAAUUUGCUAGGCUGAUGCAAGAUGCUGAUCAUUCGGAGGAACAGGAAGCUAAACUUGUCAAAGAUAUCGCAGCUCAACUCGCAAGUGCAAACAUGGAAGUAGAUGGAAUAGCAGAUGAACUUGAUAGGCAGAAAGAAGAGAAUAGAUUACAGCAUGAACAGAUUGUUAGUUUGACUGCAAAAUUAGCUGAAGCUGAAUUGAGACUGGCACAAUUAAUUGCUGAACAUGAUGAAAUGGGAACUACUCUACUUAUCACCAGAGAUAAUCAAAACACCCUUGCGAGUGAGCUGGCCGAAUUCAAGGAUCGAUACGCAGAGGUGGUGAAUUUAUUAGCUGAAACCCAAGAACAACUUCGAAAACAACGAAAGAGAGGAAUGCCAACAGUCAGAGGAGGAUCUUUAUUCCCUUCAAUGGGUGCUGCUCCGCAACCAGAUUCUAUUGCUUCAGAGUUAGAGUCGUCUCUUUAUUCCGAGCUCAGCUUAGAUUCUGGAAUCAGUACUGAUAGGAUACCAACUUACAAGAAGGUUUUCGAAACGGUCAGGAGCGCUUCAAGAAAUUCUUAUGCAGCUGAUAACAACCAGUUCCCAAGAAUAGGUUCUAUGACUACGUCAACGUUGUCAAGUGGCUCUACCGGGCCACGGAUGAGUUGUGGACAAAUUCGACCUCUGGGUUCUAUGUAUCCUAGUUUAGACUCCACUGGACAAAGUGAUUCAGAAGGCUCCCUUAUCACAGAUUCUGAGGAAUAUCCUGGUCCACAAAAAACUGGAGUACCUGGGGCUCCAGGAGCGGCGGACCUGGAGGCAGCUCUUCGUAGAUUGACACCUGCAGAAGUUCUCACAAGGCGUGCUUGUCUUAGCACCGGUACAGGAUACAGUUACGAUUAUGAUGCUGGAGCUCAUUCACCCUCGACUUUCGUACCGCUAGGUUGCAGAACUCCUGAUAGUAUUAUGUCCACGGGAAGCAGUGGAAACUUAAGUGGUUACAGUGGAAAUUCUUGGAGAAUUCCUGAGAAAUUGCAAAUAGUUAAACCUAUUGAAGGCUCGCAGACGUUACAUCAUUGGUCUCAAUUGGCCACGCCAACUUUAGGUGGCCUUUUGGAAGAACGUCCAGGAGUGAAAACACGUGGAGGACGCGGCUUGGAAGACUUAGGCCUUGUCACUUUCACUUUAAGCGACCUUGAAGAAGAUGAAGAAUACACAAACCCUGGAAAACUGUUUCAAGAUACCGGUUCCAUAUAUACAUUUACUAAUAGUACUGUACUUCAUCCCGAUGAUCACACCAGUGUAACUCCAAGUAUUGUAGGAAGUAGAGUUGCAACUGCACCGAGUAGUGCUUUAAAUUCUGGAAUGAGUACUCCACGAACUUUAAGUAGGAGGAACUCAACUUCGACAUUUUCAACGACCCUUGGACUUGCGAAAAUGUUAAACGAACGAGGCAUAAAAGCAGUGACACCUUCUUCUGUGAGAACGCCAAGUGAAGAAAGAAAUUUUACGCCUACUGCGACACCUUGCAAUAGUCCUGAUGCUAGUCCUCCAGAAAGCCGAUCUAGUUCACCAAUUCGAGACAGUGGACUUUCUUUGGGAUUGUUAUCCAGCGGAGCAGAAUUAUUGAAGAGGACAUUUGGUGCAGAGCCAGAGCACGUACAAAGGAAGCGAACGGUGAUCUCCAGGUCCGAUAAAAAAGCACUUACCAGUAUCCGUUUAGUAGAAAAGCUUGAGAGAAUUGGUAUUGAUACGAUAAUGGCUACAACAGUUGGUUCCUCCAUCUCUCCAUUAGCACUUCAAGGUUCUCUGUAUACCAGGCGUACCAUGGAAAGUCCUAUGGCUCAAUUAACCUUCCUGAAAAACUCUAUGUCCUCGAGUGGAAGUCAAGAGAAACUUUCACCUUCUUCCACUUCAAGUGAUUCGUCGUCAAUGAAACGAAAAUUGAUUGGAAAGAAACAAGACGAGUCUAUACCAAACAGAGAAUCAAACCGACAAAGGAGAACUGGUGCUAGGGCCACAAGACCUGAUCUCGGACAGGUUACACCCGCAGUUCCUGUCACAGUUACAAAAGAAUCUCCUGCGCAAUCAGCUUUGGGAACUAUUAGCUCGUUUCUAUUUGGACGAAAGGGUGGAUUACUUUGAAAGCAUUGUUUAUUGUGCGUUAAGUAAUUUAUGAGAACUUCGGAUAAAGUUUUAAUUGAAGGUAAUGGAAGAUUGUCGGAGCGGUGGUAAAAUGGACAAUUUCAUAUUUUUUGUUCAAUUUGCUUAACGAAUAAUUAUUUAACGAAUAUUAUAAAUGAAUUUCUUUUGUAAUUUUUCAAUUUUAUACAUAAAUUUUAACCUAUAAAUAUAAGGUGAAAGGAAAAUAGAUUACAUUUUCAAGUAUAAUCAAAAAUGUAAACCAAAAUGCAUUAAAAAACAGUAAGUCAUUUAUUAUCUUCAUAUUAUGAUUCUAAUCAUAAUUUAGUCGAAUUACAAUAUUUAUUAAAUUGUAAGCAGAUCAAAUACGCAGCUCUUUUAUGAUACCUUUAUUUAGGUAUACUGCGGGUGUUCAUUACAGGGAUAUAAUAUUGCAUAUAAAAUUUCAAUCAUUUAAUGUUAUUCUUCCAAUAAGUUACAUCAUCCUCGGCCUAAUUGAUAAUAUUAACUCCUUUGCCAUCUUUACAUACAAAUAGUAUCAGUAUAAAUGAUCAGUACUAUUUCAUAAUAGUAAACAUUCCUUUAAUAUUGUUAACUGUUUCUUUUCCUUU